AUGCCUCGGAUCAUGUUCCCCGAAAGUGAUACAGAACCAGAAAAAUAUUCAAGGAGAUCAAGACAAGUGCGGGUGUUCUUCGCUGAUGACAAUGAUUCCACCAACAGAAGCGUGAAGAUACGUCGCAGUCGAGCUCCUAGAAAAAACUAUAUGGAGGACAGUGAGGAUAAACCCAUUCAAGAAAAUGUCCGAAGAAGCUGUCGUAAGCGCAAACUCCUACAUCACAAUUUUAACGAGAGCUGGAUCACAAACGAGCUGAAGGUCAAAGGCUACCCAGACCUAUAUGGCUUCCCCGGCUCUAGUUCUUCAGACGAAUUCUCUUCAGCUGACGAGGCUAGGGUUGCCUCUAAGAAACUUACACGUAGUCACCCCCCUACCAACACCGACGAAGACACCCAGCUGUCGCGACAGAGAAGAACUUCUGCCAGAUUCAGCAACAAGAAGACUAUUGACGCGACAGAAUCAGAUUCAGAGGAGGAAAACAAUCAAACCGUUAUUGAGAAAAAGCCAUCGACGGAAACUAAACAAGAAGAUGAGAACAUGGACACAGAAGUACCUGCUGCUGACAAAGAGGAUGAAAAAGAAGUAAAGAAGGAAGAGGAACCUGUACAGGGACAAGAUAGUGAGAGUAACCAAGCUCCAACAAGAAGUAGUAGAAGAAGGCCUGUCCGAAGUAGAACUAAGAAAGUGGAUAGUCAACAGGAAACAGAGUCAUCGUCCUCGGAGUCUGGCAGUGAGUUGACAUUAAGUCGUCAGCCGCGUCGCUCCAAGCGCACGCGCAAACCUAAACCUGCCUUCAUGCAGAUCGCACAGGACGAGACCCGGUCCAGAGCAAAAACAUUCACAAUAAGAAAGAAGCCAUACUGCCUUAGAGAGAGGAAGCCAAAAAUAUUACGUAGGAAGACAAUCAGAUCACAAUCGCCGUCUAGUACGACCAGUAGCAGUAGUACUUCUAGUUCGGACACCGAAGAGGAUCUUAAUGUUUCUAUGAAAAAUAAAACAAAGGGCAGACAAAAGUCAAAGUCGACGGAUGAUAAGAAAACAGAUAGAGCACUGAGGGAGAUACAGCCAGUUGAAGUGGAUGGUAGCGUCAGAUUUAGUUCUGUGGGAGGUCUAGAAGAGCACAUUAAAUGUCUUAGAGAGAUGGUACUCUUCCCUCUAAUGUACCCGGACCUCUUUCAAAAGUUCAAGACGAGGCCAGCCAAAGGAGUCCUGUUCCACGGUCCGCCCGGUACUGGUAAAACGUUGCUAGCAAGAGCUUUAGCCAAUGAGUGUACAUUGGUUGGUGGACGAAAAGUAGCUUUCUUCAUGAGAAAGGGAGCUGAUUGCUUGAAGAAAUGGGUUGGAGAGAGUGAACGCCAUCUUAAAUUGCUGUUUCAACAGGCGAACAAAAUGAAACCGUCAAUAAUAUUCUUCGACGAGAUCGAUGCGCUUGCGCCAGUCCGCAGCGUCCGACAGGAACAAGUACAUACUAGUGUUGUCGGCACGUUACUGGCUGAGAUGGAUGGCCUAUGUGACAGGGGCGAAGUAGUGAUAAUCGGUGCGACGAAUCGUUUAGACGCAGUAGACCCUGCGUUACGUCGCGCGGGUCGAUUUGACCGAGAGCUUCACUUCCCACCGCCACACGCCACCGCUAGGAGGGAUAUACUGGAGAUAUAUACUAAGGAAUGGACGCCAAGACCUAGUGAAGAGACCUUGGAUUAUUUAGCUGAAGUCACUGGGGGUUAUGGAGGCUCGGACCUGAAGGCGUUAUGUUCGGAAGCAGUGUUGAAAGCGCUGCGUCGAGUGUACCCACAAGUGUAUGAGAGCGAGCACGCCCUGGUUAUUGAUGCUAAGAAUGUGGAGGUGACCCGUGCCGACCUGGUGUGUGCGAUGUCGUCGCUGGUGGCGGCGGGCGCGCGCAGUGUCCCCGCGGCCGCGCGCCGCCUGCCGCCCCACGCCGCGCCGCUACUGCAGCCGCAGAUACACGCCGCUACUGCUCUACUGCAGCAGUGCUUCCCACUGGCUAAUGCAGUAGAUGAUAGUAUAACCGACCCAUCUCUAUCACAAAGCGUGCUCCUAAUAACGGGCGAGUGCGCAGAGACUCACAUAGCUCCCGCAAUACUCGCCCAGCUAGAGCAUUGUACUGUGAAGGAACUCAGCAUGUCUACGUUACACUCCGCUCUCACCUUCACACAAGAACAGGCUGUAAUAUCAGUAUUCUCGGAGUGUCGUCGCGCGGAGCGUGGCGUGGUGUACGUGCGCGACGCGUGCGCGGCGGGUGGCGCGGGGCUGGGCGCGCUGCUGCGCCAGCUGUGGCGGGCACGCGCCGCCGGCCCGCGCGCGCUACUGCUCGCCACCGCGCCCGCCGCGCACCACGACUUGCCCGCUGAGCUACAAGAACUAUUCCCAGUAUACAAAGACUGCGUAUACAAGGUGCGUGAGCCCAGUGCAGCAGAAGUGAUCAACUUCCUGAAGCCAAUACUGGCUGAGGCACUACUGGACCCACCGCCCAUUGAGAACAACGAGCCACCUCCUCCGUUACCAAGAGCCCCUCCACCGCCACCACCUCGCGAGUCCGCCGAGGAGAUGACGCGACGCAAGCGCAAGGAAGACUACAAGCUGCGCGAGCUGAGGAUAUUCCUGCGAGACAUCUGUAGGAAACUAGCGUCCAACAGACGGUUCUACAAGUUCACUAAACCUGUGGAUUUGGAGGAGGUAACGGACUACUUAGACAUAAUAAAGCAGCCGAUGGACUUGGAAACCAUGAUGACCAAAGUCGACAUGCACAAGUAUAACUGCGCCAAAGAGUUCUUAGAUGACAUCGACCUUAUAUGCGCAAACGCACUCGAAUAUAACCCGGACAGAACGUCAUCAGACAAACAGAUACGUCACGAAGCGUGUUCGUUACGUGACCACGCGCACGCGCUUAUUGACGUCGAAAUGGACAGUGACUUCGAACUGGAGUGCCAGGAGAUUGCCAAGAGAAGGCACGAGGAAGGCAUGGCGGAUAAUGACCUACCUGACUUUAUUUGUACUGCUUCUAAUUUACAUCACUUCGACUCGAUAGUGAGCGAUAAGUCGCGGACGCCACAGAAUGGCGACAAGAGUGAUCCGCAUUCAGUAAAGCGCAAGCGUAGACGCAUGAACGCGUGGUCCAAGGGGCUGGUUGUGAAACGACAGAAGACUUCAAAGAACUUCAAAGACUCAAGUAUGGCGAUAACAGACGAAGAAUCAAAAGAGAACAAGCCGAUCACAUCGACUCCACUCCCCAACGGUGAAGUGAGCACGUCAUCUGGCAGUGAUGACGACGCACCACUCCGCCGGCCGCAGGACAAUGACACCAUAUUCAAUAUAUCGGCGCAAACUGUCGUACAUAAUCAUGUGCUGGAGAGUCCCACGAAGUCGACAGAAAAGACACCCUCAAAGACAUCACCAAAGAAGAGAAAUUCAGGCCACGAAAAUACGAGUGCAGAAACGGAGAAAGUACUGAUAAACAAGACUGAGUUAGAUAACGUUGUAUAUAAGAACGCGAAGUCACUUCGGACGAUCGGGCUUGAAGCGCUACUGGACUUGCACGCGCAACUGUCGCAAGUCGUCUCAAGUUACGCCACUAAACUCGACCGGACUAAACUACCACAGGACUUGAAUACAAUCGUCACGAGGUACUUGCAGUAUGCGAAGAAAUGA
This is a messenger RNA of Spodoptera littoralis (African cotton leafworm), 3669 nucleotides long. Lineage: Eukaryota; Metazoa; Arthropoda; Insecta; Lepidoptera; Noctuidae. The record is from the annotation of a GenBank genome assembly.